AUUGGAAAAAUUAAACAAAAAUGAAAUUGAGCCUGUACAAAUUGAAGAAGACAAAAAUCUUACACUCUAUAAUCAGCCGGAACAAGGAACAUCAUUGAAUUGUGGAUUGUCUUAUGAUGGAGUACCACCUAAUUGUUGGGAUCGAAAUCAAGUUAAAUACUUUACUGAUGAGUAUAAUUGGUUAUACAUACAUAACAAAAAGUUGGGUUGCAAAAUAUGUAAGAAGGCUAAUUUAAAUUUAAUUAAAAUACAAGGAAUGCAUGUUUCAAAAGAAUGGUGUGAUGGUAAUAUAACAGCAGUCGGUGAUGAUAUUAGUAAGCAGCAGACAAGUCACAGGAAAAAGAUCUCAAAACAUAAAAAUACUCAGGUGCACUUAAAAAUUGAACAAAUGAUCGAUCGAAGUAUGUUAGAAGUAAUACCAAAUCAUUUACAGAAUCUUUCAACUGUUGAUAAUGCAUUAACUGAAAAAAUAUUUAGAACUGCAUAUUGUAUUGCCAAAAAUCAAAGGCCAUAUACUGAUAUGCCCAAACUUGUAGAUCUCCAUGUAAAUAAUGGUUUGGAAAUGGGUCGCAUUUUGCAACCUGAUAAGGCUUGUAGUAACAUAAUAGACCAUAUAUCUUCAGAAAUGCGGAAAAAAAUUUGCAAAGAUAUAGUAGAUAAUGGAAGAAAAUUAUGUAUAAUUGUGGACGAAUCUACUACAAUCAGCAACAAAACUAUGCUGGAAAUUUGCUUAAGAUCUGCUAUUGCUCACAAAGAAGACAUAAUAACUUUCUUUUUUGACAUAAUUGAAUUACAAAACACAUCUGCAAGUACAAUUUAUGAUGCUAUUAUUGAUGAUCUAUCAAAAUAUGGAAUCAACCAUGAAUAUUUAAAAAAAAACUUGGUUGGUUUCGUUAGUGAUGGUGCAUCAAACAUGUUGGGAAGAGUGUCAGGUGUUGGUGUUAAACUACAAAAUGUUUACCCUAAUAUAAUUCUGUGGCAUUGCUGUAACCACAGGCUUGAAUUGGCUGUAUCAGAUACUCUGAAAGAAGUUCAUGGAACUAAUCAUUUUCAAAGUUUUAUUGAAAAACUAUAUGCGUUGUAUCAUCAAUCGCCAAAAAAUAGAAAUGAAUUAAGCUUAUGUGUGCAUCUUUAGAGCAAAAGUUAUUAAAUAUUGGUAAAAUAUUUACCAUUAGGUGGGUCGGCAUCUAGCGAGAAGACUUUGAAGGCUGUUUUUAAUAAUUAUACUUCAUUAUAUAAGCAUUUUUUCAAUGCAUCUAAUGAUAGUCAAAGAGAGUCAAAAGAAAAAGCUAAAUAUACUGGACUGAAGAACAUUUUGACAUCAGUGGAGUUCGUUAAUAAUUUAGGCAUAAUGUAUGAUGCUUUAUCGGAACUGGCAGACUUAUCUUUACAACUUCAAAAUAGGAAUAUAUCUCUUUCAGUAGCAAAUAAUUAUAUUGAACGUGCAACUCGUGUGU
Messenger RNA from Aphis gossypii (cotton aphid), 1457 nucleotides. RefSeq names its product E3 SUMO-protein ligase KIAA1586-like. The coding region runs from base 257 to 1135 and encodes 292 amino acids. The transcript has 2 exons. Lineage: Eukaryota; Metazoa; Arthropoda; Insecta; Hemiptera; Aphididae. The record is from RefSeq and is a predicted model, not a curated record.